AUGAAAUGUUUAGUUCUUGCUGUCACUAGCGAAAAGCGUGUUUUUCUCAAUCGUCUCAGAGAAUUUGGCAAUGCGAUUUCGAGUACGAUCCUUCAGGAGCUUGCUCCAUCAGUUCUGCGGAAAUUGAAAGGAGAAGAAUUUAAGGACGCAUCGUACUUCGACAAUCCGGCACACACGCCCGGCAAGCUUAUCACACGUUUGGCUACUGACGCUCCCAAUAUCAAAGCGGUCGUUGAUGGUCGUGCGCUUCAAGUCAUCUAUGCUGUGACGGCUAUAAUUGCAUGUUUAGUAAUCGGAUUUGUCUACUGCUGGCAGGUAACGCUGCUCGGUAUGGGGAUGUUGUUUCUCCUGGCUACGACUAUGAUAUGGCUGGCACUAACAAUCAUGAAAAAGAACAUUGAGAAUGUUAAGAAUGACGAAGCAGGACGAGUAAGUUCGUUUCUA
Ostertagia ostertagi is the source of this 444-nucleotide messenger RNA. The record is from the annotation of a GenBank genome assembly. Lineage: Eukaryota; Metazoa; Nematoda; Chromadorea; Rhabditida; Trichostrongylidae.